Messenger RNA from Caenorhabditis remanei, 837 nucleotides. RefSeq lists its product as uncharacterized. Gene Ontology annotation, cellular component: cytoplasm. The transcript is spliced from 3 exons. The record is from RefSeq and is a predicted model, not a curated record. Bases 1 to 837 code for a protein of 278 amino acids. Gene Ontology annotation, molecular function: glutamine synthetase activity. NCBI's taxonomy places the organism in Eukaryota, Metazoa, Nematoda, Chromadorea, Rhabditida, Rhabditidae.
AUGUCACACCUCAACUACGAGACCCGUCUCCCACUUGGACAAGCCACCAUCGAUCACUUCAUGGGUCUUCCAGCCCAUCCAUCCAAGUGUCAGGCGACAUACGUUUGGAUCGAUGGAACCGGAGAACAACUUCGUGCCAAGACCCGUACGUUCGACGUGAAGCCAAAGUACGUUUCCGAGUACCCGGUCUGGAAUUACGAUGGAUCGUCGACAGGACAAGCCGAGGGUGACAACUCGGAUCGCUACUUGAGACCAGUCGCCGUGUUUCCUGAUCCGUUUUCGGGAGGACACAAUGUAUUGGUAAUGUGCGACACUUUGGAUAACGAGAUGAAGCCAACAGGACAAUGGGAAUACCAGAUUGGAACCUGCGAAGGAAUCGAUAUGGGAGAUCAGCUCUGGAUCUCCAGAUACAUUCUCCACCGUGUCGCUGAGAUGUUCGGAGUUUGUAUCUCGCUCGAUCCCAAGCCAAAAGUCACAAUGGGUGAUUGGAAUGGCGCCGGAUGUCACACAAACUUCUCCACGUCGGAAAUGCGCAAACCUAAUGGUCUCACAGCAAUCUUCGAAGCGAUGAAAGGGUUGGAGAAGACGCAUUUGGACGCAAUGAAGGUGUACGAUCCAAACGGUGGACAAGACAACUUGCGUCGAUUGACAGGGCGUCACGAGACCAGCCAAGCUGACAAGUUCACGUGGGGAGUCGCCAAUCGGGCUUGCUCGAUUCGGAUCCCACGUCAAGUCGCCGACGAGGCCAAGGGAUACCUCGAAGACCGUCGCCCAUCAUCCAACUGCGAUCCUUACCUGGUUACGGCAAUGAUUGUAAAAAGUGUGCUGCUCGACUGA